This is a messenger RNA of Rhodofomes roseus, 960 nucleotides long. RefSeq lists its product as uncharacterized. The transcript has 8 exons. The record is from RefSeq and is a predicted model, not a curated record. NCBI's taxonomy places the organism in Eukaryota, Fungi, Basidiomycota, Agaricomycetes, Polyporales, Fomitopsidaceae. Bases 91 to 861 code for a protein of 256 amino acids.
CUCAAUGCUUGCUUCUUAUAUCUUGUGUGCGGAGCCGCCUCCGCAUUGCGAACAUUCGCCGUCAACGGCAGGAAGUACGGGCUUCCUGUGAUGAUUAUACUUGUCUCGACUGUUCCAGUUGCAGCUAACAUUGCCAACAUAGCAUCUGUGACUAUGGCUCCUACUCUACCUUCAAUGACUUGCACGAUUGUAUGGAGUAUCGGAACCCCAGUGAUGCUCGAAAUCGUCACGCGCGUUAGCAUUAUGACUGGUGAUGCGAUGGUUCUCCUAGCGAUGUGGCGGGCUAUCGGUGGAUUACCCAAGGUGACCGCGGUGCUUCACGCCAAAGUCUCUAUCGCAAGUCGCUUACUGCGAGAUGGCACUCUGUAUUUCUCUGCCCUCCUGCUCAUGAACGCCCUUGUACUCGCACUGUACAUCCUACCUACGAAUUUUGCAGGCAAGAACAUGGGUUCGCUCCCUGACAUCGCCGCGGUUGUCCUCCUCUCCCGCCUAUUCCUCAACUUACGCGAGGCCGCAUUCAGUCCAGCAACAGUCUUGAGCACAACUGAAGCUCAGAUGUCCGCCUCGGACCUAACCUUCGCUCGUGUUCUCGGGGUUCUAGGAAGCUCUAUGAUAGAGGAGGACAGUUGUCAUUCGGAGGAGUUGGAAAGCUCUGGGGAUGGGGAGACAUGCGAGGCGGAAGUCUCGGGAGAUGAGCAUAUCGCUGACGAAGGCUCAGGAGCUGCAGAGUUCAAAACCAUCACGAUUCAUUCAUCGGGUGACAAUGGUCUACUAGAGGCGGCGGAUGGAUCGCCGCGGGGCAGACAAGGCGCAUCCGCGGACAAGGAUCCACUCAUCAAACUCCUGGAGAGAAUUGCCUAGAAUAAAUAGCAAUCGUACUGCAUCCUAGAGGCUCGCGUUACAUGCAUUGGUGAUCAUACGACGGAACUAGAUACCGUUCCCAACUUCACCUGAAUGGGU